Molecule: messenger RNA, 1004 nt
Organism: Mytilinidion resinicola
Lineage: Eukaryota; Fungi; Ascomycota; Dothideomycetes; Mytilinidiales; Mytilinidiaceae
Exons: 3
Coding region: 1-906 (301 amino acids)
Molecular function (GO): protein binding
Source: RefSeq, a predicted model, not a curated record
AUGUAUAUUGCGCUAUUUUGCAUACGACAAAUGUUGGAGGCGCAGGCGGGUGACGUUACGUAUGGCAUCUGUCACGUCGCUGGAUCGGGAUAUGAGGAAGCUGCGCAUGGACAGAUACACACCACAGCUGCGAAGGAGGCACGGAAUUGGAUAGAGGACGUCUUGGGCGAGCGCUUGCCGGUCGGGGACCUUCUGGAUGGGCUGAAAGAUGGGGUCAUAUUGUGCAGGCUUGUCAAUCUUGCCGUGCCUAAUCCUGGCAUCAAAUACAAAAAGUCUGCCAUGCCCUUCAUACAAAUGGAGAACAUCUCUCAUUUCCUGAGGGCCUGUGAGAUGGCACCCUUGAACAUGCCAGUCGAUCUUUACGAGUCGAAGGACCCCGCUCAGGUGCUGCAAUGCCUGCGUGCCUUUAGUCGUGUUGCCAAUUCGGUCAAUCCCUCCAAUUUCCCCAACACAAUAGGCCCCAGGCAUGGCGACCCGGGAGCCCUAAGUCCAACGACGACCGGUGGAGGUUUUACAAGCCCAGGUCUAAACUCGUCGGCAUCAAUUGAAGCGGCGAUGUGUGUUUACUAUUAUUCUCGCAACUACGUCGACGGCUAUGCGUUUCUGGAGAUGCUGAGAGCUACGCGCAAACGCGUCGGCGGCUUUCCGGAAGACAAGGUCAACGUGCUCUUUGGCAUGGUGAAUUUCGACAAGAAACUCGGUGGAGGCCGAUAUGGAGACGAGAGACUGUCUACAGUCGGGCAGCUCCCAGACGAGCUGAAGCCACCAAGAUCAAACGAUGCCGCGUCAAAGAGAUUGUUUUGGGAUACCUACUUUGACGCGACUCGCUAUCUCCUCACCAAAGAUGGUAGCCUUCAGGUCCUAGCGCUCAGACAAUUUGUCGAAAAGGGGAAAGAUCUUCAGUAGAACAGCUGGAUUCCGCGCUGGGAUCUUGCCGAGAAACACACUCUCAUUUGGCUACCCGUCCCAUACCAAGAAUCGGAGUGGAAUUUUUCAGCAUGCAC